This is a messenger RNA of Oryza brachyantha (malo sina), 1148 nucleotides long. RefSeq names its product Bowman-Birk type trypsin inhibitor-like. NCBI's taxonomy places the organism in Eukaryota, Viridiplantae, Streptophyta, Magnoliopsida, Poales, Poaceae. Gene Ontology annotation, cellular component: extracellular region. Bases 168 to 560 code for a protein of 130 amino acids. The transcript has 2 exons. The record is from RefSeq and is a predicted model, not a curated record. Gene Ontology annotation, molecular function: serine-type endopeptidase inhibitor activity.
GAAAAAAAAAAGGAGCAAAUAAAAGAGGAAGACUUGGUGGCUUCUCAGUGGGCAGGGGCACACGGUUUGGAUUUUGUCCCCCUAUAAGAGCAGUCUUCUAUUAGCCGCGUACAGAUAGAUAGACACCGAAUUCUUGAUUGCAAAGAGAGGAAGAAAACGAAAGCGAGAUGAGGAGUAACUCGGUUCUGUUCUUGGCCUUCGUUCUUCUUGCCGUCUUCCUCGCGGCGCUGAUUCCCUUCGCCGAAUCCAGCAGCAGGCACCAUCACCACCCGCAUCUCCAUGGCAGAGGUGACGGCGAGAGAGGAGGAGGAGGAGGAGGAGGAAGGGUGCUAGCGGCGAAGCGGGGAGCGGCGGCGUGGCCAUGCUGCGACAACUGCGGCGGGUGCACCAAGUCGAUCCCGCCGCAGUGCCAGUGCAUGGACGCCCGGCCGGCGGGGUGCCACCCGGCGUGCAGGAGCUGCGUCAAGUCCAGCCUCAGCGUCUCCCCGCCGGUGUACCAGUGCAUGGACCGGAUCCCCAACUUCUGCCAGAGCCGCUGCACCGCCGCCGCGGCCCACUGACCUCGCUCGCCGCCGCCGACGACCCACCGGCCACCGCCGCCGACCGGCGCCGGCCACGUCCCUUGGUUAAUUACGAGUGGUUUUGUUUGUGUUUUUUCUUUUUCGUGUAAAGCUGAAGAGGUUGUGUACCUACCUUGGAGGUGAUUGGAGCAGCUGGUUUCAGGAUUAUCUGCUGAAACCAUCCUCCUUGCUCAUCUCCUCGCUCUGCUUGCUAACUACGGAGUAAUUGUAGAGAGGUGGGUAGAGAUUACUCGCCGAGCUAUCUAUGCCAAAGGCCAUGGUGAUUCACUAGUUUUCUUUUCACCUUUUUACCGCUCUUGUUGGAUAUGAAUGAACGAAUUGAUGGUAAAGAUAAAAAAUCGCUGGAAGCAAAAAAGAUCGAUGCACUCAUGGUUCAUAUCUUCCUCUUCUCUUGGUACUCUCGAUUGGGUCAUUGGGUGAACGAGGAUGCUGAAAACCAGCUUUGUUUGAUGAGUGCAUGAACCUGGACGCAAUCCGGCAUCAUGUUCCAGGUUGGGGACGGGAACGAGGCUAAUGAAAUUUCAGAACGGAGCGUCAUGCUUGUGUCUGUUGUUGUCAUCAACCGAA